CUAGUUGAUCAUAUCACGCAUUCCUGAUAUGCAGCACCACUUGGCCAUGAAGCAUGCAUGUUUGUGACUUGCUGUAAAGCUUGAAAUGGACUAGGCAGCCAAGCGAAAGGUCCUGAGGGCAUGUACCGAUCGUACCGAUAAUGCAGUUGGCAUUUGUGCCGUUUUGACUCCACCAACUCUUCAAGAAUCAUCGCCCGUAUAUAAGUCCCUGAGUCAAGCAGAAUGGUUUGUUCGAAAGAAUCCAAGGCUUCGCAGAAUGGCAGGAAUCAUUACGCCAUCCUCUCGACCAGUUCGAAAACGAACAUCAUGCGAUCAAUGUUACAAAAAGAAAACUAAGUGCGAUAAGACCAAGCCUCAUUGCGUCAAUUGCCAGAAGCGUGGGCUCAUGUGUUCCGGUUCCACGGAUUGGACACAAUUGCAAGUUCAUGACAUGACUGACUCAAUCAUAAAUCGGUGCCAGAAGACUAAGCCGAAGCGCAAAAGCGAUAAAGAAGUUACGAAGGCGCUGUCCCACUGUAACAGGUUAUCAGAGGAAGAGGGUGAGGCAUUCAAAAGGGAACUCGCAGGUAUCAAACUCCAAUACCGCGAAACAACGCAAGUGACGGGUCAGAGUGACAAGACGCCGGAUAAGCCUAACGUCAUAGGAGCUCAGCAGUCAGAGCCAAAGAAUGCUCUGACCAAAUUCCCAGGAGCCUUAAGUGCACAACGAUCCCAGGAUCCUCCAAGCAUCCUUCUGAGGGAAGUUGAUGAAUGUCUCAGAGCCUUCGGCCGAAAGAAGCAUGAGUAUCUACUCAUGCCGUGUAUUGUUGACGCCGUUCUACAGGAUCUGCCCCAAAGACUAUUGGAUGAUCAUUUGAAACCAAGCCCCAGUCCCUUGAAGACUGAUAUGUCCUUUAAGAUCCUUGCACUAGGUGCACAACUUGGUAGCAACCGUGAGCUAAGUGGUCGUUGUUUACAGCACCGCAGCAGAAUCAUGCAACGUCUGGAAUUAUCUCAAAAUAUCCCGGACAAUAUGUCUUCGACUUACGGGAUAUCGUUAUGCGUAUUGAACGCACGAUUUGACCUCGAACGAGGUCAUCCAGAGGGUAUCAUGUCCCUCAAGGAGGCUCACAGUAUUGUUGACCUAUUCAGCGCGACCAACAUCGAGGUACACCAGGAGUUGUGGCACCGUAUUUCUGGGCUUCCUGAUCCUCAAGAUCUGCAGACCGAAGUAGCGCAAGAGCUGAGAAAUGCAAAAACUACAUUCAAUAGGCUUAGUUCAAUGUACCAGACAAUGGAGGGCUCUAUGAUGUAG
Messenger RNA from Truncatella angustata, 1294 nucleotides. RefSeq lists its product as uncharacterized. The record is from RefSeq and is a predicted model, not a curated record. Gene Ontology annotation, biological process: positive regulation of transcription by RNA polymerase II. Lineage: Eukaryota; Fungi; Ascomycota; Sordariomycetes; Amphisphaeriales; Sporocadaceae. Gene Ontology annotation, molecular function: DNA-binding transcription factor activity, RNA polymerase II-specific; zinc ion binding. Bases 257 to 1294 code for a protein of 345 amino acids. The transcript has 4 exons. Gene Ontology annotation, cellular component: nucleus.